Nylanderia fulva is the source of this 3068-nucleotide messenger RNA. RefSeq lists its product as uncharacterized. The record is from RefSeq and is a predicted model, not a curated record. Lineage: Eukaryota; Metazoa; Arthropoda; Insecta; Hymenoptera; Formicidae. Gene Ontology annotation, biological process: regulation of gene expression. Gene Ontology annotation, cellular component: nucleus.
UAUACACGCUGUAACAUUGUGUCAGUUAAAGAGAAACGAGAUUAUUAGAAAUUACGAAAUAAAUUACUGUGUCACCAUUGUUUUUUACGAUACGUAUCUGUGCGAAUUCCUGAUUCAGAACAGCAAGAUCUGAACACAUUUGAAUAAAAUCUUCAAGUAAAGGUGGUGAAAAACAAUCUACAGAUAAUCUAGAUAUGCGAUAUGGAAAAAAUCAACAGUGACGUACAAGUUAGACACAGAUUUUAAAAAAUCAUGUUAAAAGAUUUUUUCACAGUUAUGAUUAAAACAACAAAGUAAAAGAAUUUGACAUCAAAUAUUGCUGACAAAUUUGUUAAAUAAAAGUAGUAGAAGGCGGAUCAAGGAAAAACUAUAUCAGAUUAAUCACGAUUAAUCAACUGACAUAAUUGCUCUGGUAUAGUUACGAUAUACUUGCAGAAAAAACACAGAUUCUUUUCUCAAAAUGAAAAAAUCAAAAAGUGACAAGCCGAAUGAAGAAAAUGUGAAACCCGGUCCCUCUAGACAAAUAGAAAAAUCAACAAGUGACGAAAGUUCGGAAGACGAAGGUUCCCGUCUCUCUAGACAAAUGGAAGAAUUAAACAGUGAUGACAACACAGAGGAUGAAGCUUCCAGUUCAACUAGACAGCCGAGCGCAGAAAAGAAGAUAUUUAUUUGCGAUAUUUGUAAUAAAAAAAUACCGACGCGGGGAGGGUACUUUCGCCAUCGACGCAGACACUUAGAAAAAAAUAAGUAUGAAUGCCUGGAAUGUUUUAAAAAAUUCAAUUUUUUAUAUGCCCUAAAAAGACAUUUAGAAACCCACAAACGUAAUAAGAAUUAUUCUUGCAAGAUAUGCAACAAAAAGUUCGUUUCUGUAUACAAAUUGAGUAAACAUUUGCAGUCGACACACAAUAUUAAUACCUUGGAGUGUGAUCAGUCUAUUGAAGCUUCACCGUCACUUAUAGAUUUUUUCCUCAAAAUAAAAAAACCAAAAAGUGACAAGCAGAAUAAAGAGAAUGUAAAAGUCGAAGCCGGUCCCUCUAGACAUAUAGAAGAAUUAAUAAAUGAGGAAAAUUUGGAGGACAAAGGUUCCCGUCUUUCUAGACAAAUGGAAGAAUUAAACAGUGACAACACAGAAGAUAAAGCUUCCGAUUCAACUAGACAGCCGAGCGCAGAAAAGAAGAUAUUUAUUUGCGAUAUCUGUAAUGAAGAAUUUCAAACAAUAAGUAAUUACGAUCGACAUCGACGCGAACACUUAGUAAAAAAUAAGUUAGUAUGCUCUAAAUGUUUUCAAACAUUCAAUGCUUCACAAGACCUAGAAGUACAUUUGAAAACCUGCAAACAUGAGAUAUAUGUUUGCAAGAAAUGCAAGAAACAGUUCGAUUCUGUAUCCAAAUUGAGUAAACAUUUGCAGUCGACACACAAUGUUAAUAUCGUGGAGUGUGAUAAGUGUGAGAAAUCUUUUAAGAACCGUAGUCACUUUAAAGAUCACCAUAUGAUACAUAGUGACAGAUUAACGUUUAAGUGCAAUGUUUGCGGUAAGAAAUAUGCCUCGAAGUGGCGAUUAUCGGAGCACGAAUUGGUGCAUAAGGACGAGAAAAAUUACAGAUGCGACAAAUGCAACAAAUAUUACAAGAGACAGGGAGAUUUGAAUCGGCACAAACGUAAAAAUCACCCCUAGAAAAAUUUGUCGCAGAAUGAGCAACGUGAUGAAGGCUUCAGAUUGGAAAUUAAUCUCGAACGUCAGAAAGACUCGCAAGAAUCAAGACGAGGCGAGCUUGAGUUAAAUAAGAUUUUAGAAUGCGAUGAGGACGGCAAAUUGCAGUCCAAACGUGACAAUGCGAUAUUUGAAUGAAAAGAGAAACGCUUGUCCGGUUCUAACGAGAAUAUAUUUAAAGGUAUUGAGGCUGUACCACAGCUAAUAGCACCAACAAGUAGUCGGAACGAGCUCCAGAAGGACGAACGUGAAUACAUUGAACAUAUUGAACAUUCCGAGAAAAAUCCGCCUACGAAUCAACAACGCGACGAGAGAGCAAUUGAGUUCUUGAUCGAUGCAGAUGAGGCUGCAAAUGAACUGGCAAUUGAAUAUGAAAAAUAUCAACUGCAGGUGGCACUUAACGAAAGCUUGAAUUUUGAAUAGAACCCCUUAAAACAAAUUGAACAUUCCGUGAAAAAUCCACCUACGAAUCAACAACGUGGUAAAAGCUAUGAAUUCAAAAUUAACGUGCAAGCGUCGCAAGCAUCAACAAGUAGAGUAGAGUCGAUCGACAAUAUCGAUGAUAUAAUUGGAUCUUAGUCCGACGUAGAAAUGCAGAUUUGUCUUCAAAAUGAACCAAUUGAAGAACGAAAUUUUUUUAAUGAUUAUAACAAUGUCACAUUUGAAUAUGACAAUCAGGAAACAUUUGAAUCAGGUACCCGCACGAUAAAUGCACCUAAAAUCGACAGCUCCGAGCUCGACAUUGAAACGCAAGCAUUGCAAGCAUCAACAAGUAGAGUCGAGGUGAUCGAGGUCGAAGAAGUUCAACAGCGAAGUUCAUAUAAUUGCUACCGUUGCGCCGCGACAUUUAGAAGGAAACAAGAUUUGCAGAAGCACAUCAAACUGCAUACGGACGACAGUAAAUCUAUAUUGUGUAACGUAUGUGGCGAGCUUUUCGAGGAAACAAACAUAGAGCGGCACGAAUGUAUUAAACACUCCAAGAAGAACGUAUAAAUGUCUGAGGUACAGCAAAAGGUUCGGGCUGGAAGAAGAUUAUUUUGAAAAUCACGAAAAGUUUUACCAAUUCUCGCAAGGAAGUAAACACGAGUUUCAGUACGAACUUUACACAAGAAGACAUUUAGCUUGAAAUUGAAUUGUGCUAAAGCAUUUUCCACAGCACCAAUACGACAGAAAAUUGAAAUGUAAUAUUGCGACACAAAUUUUGGUAAGCUCGACGAAUGAUACAAAUACAAAUGUCCAAACGAAGCAAAUAUUGCCAUAGAGGAGCGUUUAAGUGAUGGUGCAACAAAAGUUUCAAUCAUGAAAGAAAUUUCGAAAUUCACUUAAUUAAUUGCAUAAAAUCUCAGCCUUAUCUAAA